CAACACCCAUGUAUCGUAAGUGGCAGUGCCCAUUUUGCUAAUGUAUCAAUUGGAAUGUGAAGGUUGUGACACUCCAAUGGUCACUCAGUGAGUCAGUAACUGAGUCCAGAAUAGAUCCUGGGUGUCAAAUUCACAGCUAAUAUAAGUGGUAUCUGAAAUCAGUGCAGUUGCAGCCACCUCUGUUAGUGGUAAAUUUAACCUUGGGCUCCUGACUUCCAGCCUUAUGCACUAACACUGAUACUGUCAGCUCAAAUGGGGCAGCCUGGCUUUACUAACUUCAGUAUUUUAAGGUGCUGUGGCCUUUUUGGAGCUUUCUUCAUCAAAUAAUCCAUUUAAGAUGCUUGCCUGGAUGUGUGCGACGUUCUUUGUGCCAUCAUCCUGCCUCGUGGAAGGCUAGCUUAUGACAUCAUAAUUGUUUCAAAGUAGCAUGUGUUAUGGAAACUUUAGAGACUUAAUUGAGCCAUGGAAGGAAGUGAAGAAGCAGGUCACCUCCCUGCAUAUACAAAAUGUCUGCUGUCCUAUUUGAAAGGAAAAUAGCCAAGCAUAUAAGUGGUUAUAUUAAAAUAUUUACCAGUUUGCCUUUUAACUCUUGAUGUGCUGAUGGCAAUGAAGUCAAAAGCUUAUCUUCAUGAUCUUGGAGAUUUGGGGAAUGCUUUAAAUUUCAGGGUACAAAUAUGUAAGACAGUACUCCUCACGUACAUGGUAAGUACUAUUUUCCUAUUGUUUUGUUGGCAUUGUAUUGGGGUUUCAAGAUUUUAUUAUGGAUUGUGUUUUAUAGUUUGGGGUUGGAGAAAUUCAACUGGAAUAACUUCUGUUUCCUUCAGAACUUGUUUUAAAAUCAUUUUUUGGGUUCUCCUUCCUGUUCCCUGAGAGUUUAAAUUAAAAUAUUUUGUAUCAAAGCGGGUUUCCUGUUGUUGGAGUUGAGUGGUUUAAAAUGAGCUGUGAAACGUCUGUUAUAGAAAUAGGAACCCACAUGAUGAACAAGGACUAACCUAUUAAUAAGUUGCAUUUUCUUUAGCAGCGUUUCACUUCAAGUCCUUGUUCUUGGAGGAUUUCACGUAUGUGGGGAAUUAGUUCAUGAAGAUGCUGCUGCUGGAAUUUCAGUAAUACGUAGGAUGAACACUUAUGAAGAAUGACUUGCACUUGUUGGACUACUAACUGCCAGUGGCUUAGAAGUGGCUUAUAAAAUUGACUAUGCAGAGAUGAAGACCUUGGAAAACAGCUUUAUCUGUGGGACAUUAGCUUUUGGUUUCUAUCUGCCUUUGUUGGCAGCUUCCCUUGAGACAGUUACCAUCCCAGAGCAGCUGAAGUCAGCAGUUGCUAAGGUCUUGGUCAGCACCACAUCCUGCAGUGUCACCUGUGGCCUGGGCUUCAAGGUGGAGGAGAUAUGUCAGAUUGAUCCGCAUGGGAAAAGGAGUCAUUGUAACUUCCGCAGGUCAGACUGCCUGACCAACUGGAUCUGUGGGUUACUCCAUUUCACUGUCCCCAUUGGCAAACCAUUUAAGCUCAGCUGCCUGACCUCUGAGAUGAUUGGUGUUGGCAGCCAGGCCUUUAUCUACACCUGGAGGCUUGCCAGAGGCAUAAUCACCACAGAUGAUCUGCUUUUCAAACCUUUCAAGACCCCAAGCUAUGUCAUCAAACUUUCCCCUGCCAAAGAAUCUGAUGCAGGGACUUACAGGUGUGAUGUGCAGCUGAUGAAGACAUUCAAGCUUGUCAAGAGAAUCUACUUUGGGCUUCGAGUGAUCCCUAAUGACUUAGUGGAUCUGAACUUUCAAAAAUCCUUGACUCUGGAACAGAAACUAGCAGCAAAUGAAAAGGAAGGAAACCAACAGAAUGGUACCAGUGUCGUAGUACAAUGGCAUCAGCAGUCUUGGCAAAGAAGGGCCUUGUUGGUGUUCCUGAUAGGAAUUGGAAGUGGGGUAGCAGGAGGUGUGUUGGUGGGCACAGUUCUCUACUUUUUGCUGGAGGCUCGCAGGAAAAAUAGAGCCACAGGGGAGUGAACUGCUUUUUAAUGUGGUCUCUUCCGACAGAGGGAUAAUCCGCUUACUGCAAUACUUAUGCUGUCUUAGUGGCAAUAUUCCAAACUGAUGUAGGUGUGUGAUUCUGAUAAACUGAGAUUUAACUAUUAAAGCAAUAAAAUAA
Molecule: messenger RNA, 2142 nt
Organism: Malaclemys terrapin pileata
Lineage: Eukaryota; Metazoa; Chordata; Testudines; Emydidae
Gene: TMEM81
Product: transmembrane protein 81
Exons: 1
Coding region: 1203-2000 (265 amino acids)
Source: RefSeq, a predicted model, not a curated record